AUGAAGCGCCGCGGCGGGCGUGUCGUGAGCUCCACGAGCACUGUGGUGGGCGCGUCAAGUGCUGCUGUUACUCCGGAAGCGCUAGGUCUUUCAGCUGCUGUCAAUGGCCAUGAUGCGUCUGUCUCCGCCGCCGCCGCCGCUGCUGCUGCUGCGUCGUUGUCACCAUCUGUGACGUCACCGACGACACCACUUGGGCGAGGUGCACCGCUGGGUUCGGGUAAUCCUCUCGCUAACUCGAGCGCCACGGUGAUGGAUGUGCCGACGCUGGACAUAUUCGCGCGCUUCCAAAGCAAGCGGGGCGACUUUGAUGAGGACUGGCUCCUGCUCCAGGAGGAUCCCGCCGCGAGGGAUGAGGUGCCUCGGAUUGCCGCACACGUCGCGGACAAGCUUCGCCGUCACCAGGCGCAGCUUGGCGCCCACCGUGCCGCUGCUGCAGCGGAUCGAAUUCGGCAGGACAAAGACCGAGUGGUGCAAGCGCGUGUUGCGGCGAAGACGGUGAGUUCCGUCAGCGGCGACGGCCUCGACACCGUUGCGACGGAAGGUCCACGGCAGGCACGCCGUCAGCGGCGUCCCGAAACCUAUGAUUCUGCCGAGGACAGCGGCAGCGACGGCGCAGGCGCCGACGCGGACAUUGGUACUGUGGCCCCUGACGACUACGGCGGUGAUAGCGACGAGUACGUGCCUGAGGAUCGCACGGCCUCGCAGUACAAGCGACCAAACAGCGCAAAGAAGGCGGCCGCCAAGGAUGAGGGCUCUGCGGGCGUGGCUCUCAGCGGCGGCUCCCCGUCUAUGAGUACGCCUGUGGGGCGCGCUGUUGCUGCUGCUGCUGGUGCCGGUGCUGAGGCCGCUUCUGUGAACCCACUCUCACCCUUAUCUGAGGACGAGGAGCAGCUGGAUACGGAGGCCCAGGACGAAGGCCUUACGGGCGACUACCUGAACUUCCGCCUGACUUCCGCGACGGGAAGUAGGGCGCUCGACGUCGAUGCACUGCAGGCGACCGUGCAUCUGCAGCCGUCUGCCUCUCGCGGCGAGAAAGGCAGCGUGAGGGACCGCAGAUCCUCUCACAGCCAGGAGCCGCGGCGUAAGACACCACUAUCGCCGCAGCAGGCGGAGCAAGAUCGUGUGUUGGUGGUGCCGCUGUGGAGCAUCGCGCGGAUGGAGCAGCACGGCGGCUACUGUAGCGCCAGCCCCCUCAUCGCCCUCCACCAGGAGGUCACGGACCUCGUCGACUACCUUCGCCCGACAGAGGCGGAGGUGACGAUGCGGCGCUACAUUGAGAAGGAUAUUGGCCGGCUGGUCGAUCGGCUGUGGCCUGGCAGCUCGGUGCUCGUCUAUGGCAGCAUGUACACCCACCUGCUACUGCCGCUGUCGGACCUUGACAUCACCCUGUUGGAUGUGCCGGUGCCGGCGGAGGAGGCGCUCACCAGCUUGGCAAAGGAAAUCAGCAGCGCGGGCCUGUGCGAGAACGUCUAUCCGCAGGUGAUUCUCAAGACGAAGGUGCCGCUCAUUAAGUUCAUCCACAAGGGCUCGCUCAUUGACGUCGACAUCAGUGUUGGCGCCGUGGACGGCAAGCGCAACUCGGAGUGCAUCGUGCAGUACAUGAACAUGUACCCAGAGGCACUGCCGCUUACCUUGGUCGUGAAGUACUUCGUCACGCAGCGCGGCAUGCACGAGCCGUACUACGGAGGCCUUGGCAGCUACGCCGCCACGCUGCUCGUCGUCGCCUUCCUGCGGCAGCACCCCAUCUACACAACGCAGCCGGAGAAGCGGACCAUGACGGGGCUUGGCAAACUCCUGGUCGACUUUUUUCGUACGUGCGGUCAGCAUUGGAACUACCGAAGGGUAGCCGUGUGCCUGGCGAACUACGCCGUGCCGAGCAGCAGCGAUGACGCGAUGCCCGCGGACGUCCACGGCGAAGGCGACUUCCGCAUUCGUGCCGACUGUGGCAGUCGGAUGCAGUCACCGGUGUUGGCCAGUCCCCCGCGUGGUCCGAUGGGGCCCGCGCAGGUGUGGAUAGAGGACCCGGUCGAUGCCUCUAACAACGCCGCCAGUUCACUGCGGUUUUUCCAUUCUCUCUCCGCCAUGUUUUCAUACGCCUAUCUUGCCCUGACGGCCGACUUCGACAGAGCCGCGGCGGACGCGUCGCAGCCGUCGUCGCCUGCGCCGCCAUCGUCUCCGUCAUCGCCGUCCUCGAAUGACAUCAGUCGCCGCCCGACGCUGCUCUCGCGCAUCUUCCAUGCUGAUGCGGAGAUGGUGUACCGUCGGCGGGCCGUGGCCGCGACGUACAAGCGGCUGAACGCCGAGAUGCCGGAGUACAUGAAGGAGGUUCAAGACUUCCGGCGCGAUGAGGACGCGGCGAUGCUGCGGCUCAACUGUGAAAGUGUAGCGCACAGCUGGCGCGCGCGACGGCUACUGCGGCGCGACGGCGAUGCCUUCGUGUUCCCACAGCAGCGGAACGUCACGUCACUGGAGGAGCGCUUAGCACUUUCCCACCUGCGAGGGUCGUCCUCGCCACCUCCGACACCGGCGUCGGAGGUGGGCAUAGCGAAGCGCCAGCGCGAGGCCGAGGAUGCGGGUAGUCAGAGAAAGGCGCAGAGAAACCGCCGAGAGGGCUCUGCGUUGCCCUCUCGCAGCAGCUCGCGGUCGUCGUCGCCCUCCACCGGCUCAGAGAGCAACGCCAGCUCGGUGCGCGUAGAUGUGACGAGAAGGACGGAGCGGAGUCGAAAGCUGCGACGGUAG
Leishmania mexicana MHOM/GT/2001/U1103 is the source of this 2739-nucleotide messenger RNA. RefSeq names its product topoisomerase-related function protein-like protein. The coding region runs from base 1 to 2739 and encodes 912 amino acids. The record is from RefSeq and is a predicted model, not a curated record. Gene Ontology annotation, cellular component: nucleolus; TRAMP complex. Gene Ontology annotation, molecular function: poly(A) RNA polymerase activity; mRNA binding. Gene Ontology annotation, biological process: RNA 3'-end processing. The transcript has a single exon. Lineage: Eukaryota; Euglenozoa; Kinetoplastea; Trypanosomatida; Trypanosomatidae.